CUCGCGCACUCUUCAAAUCAGUGUUGCGCCAAGCGGCUCGCCGUACAGACGUGUGUUAUAUUAAUUAACUUAACAAAUAGUGAUAUCGUGUGGUGCAGUGCGGUGUUGUGUAUAUUUGGAUAUUAUUUAAAUCACAGACAACAAUGUGCCUAUAAUCAAAAAUGGCGUCAAUAUACCAAAGAAUCGUAUUACUAUUAUUCAUAAGCAAAUGCAUAUGCGACGAAAGUCAAAACGAAAUAGACUUAAUAACCGAAACUCAAGAAGAAGCGGCAGAGAAAAUUCCAGAAACCGAAGACUUUUUGAACACAACAGAAGCUUAUAAUGUGACCGAAGAGCUACCAGAAGCACUGGGACUUAGGAAUGAAGACGAGAGAAGUGAGGAAGUGACUAUAUCAGACACUACUGAAGGUUUAGAAGAGAACACGCUGUCGAGCGCUGAGAAUUUUUACAAAGACGAUGAGGUCUUCACAAGUCCCAGCACUGUUGAGAUGAGAACUGAAAGCACCACACCGCCUUCCACCACCAGAGCUAUGGACGAGGAGGAACCUCCGAAUGUCAGAACAGAAUCUGAUGAAGAUCUGGAAACUGGUGGACAAAGGAAUCCGAAGACAGACGGCUCGGAUCCCUCGCAAUCGGAGAUCAGGAACUUCGAUCCGAAACCUCUCCCACCGCCUACCAGCAAGAGCUCGACCCUCAGGAGUUGGUUAGAAGACUCCUGGCUGCGGCCGCCUGCCGCUGUGCUGGUGCCGCUGCGACCCAUGGCGCUGAACAGAGCCUUGGCUGUGUGGAAAGACCUGACUGUCGAAGGGUUGAAUCUCACUGAUAUUGUUAUUGUGGGAUACGAUUCUAAUGGAGUUAACUGGAGAUCCAGGCAUAAUUUGCAACCGAACACAGGAAUAAAAGACCGCGACGUUCCGGAGGCGUUGUCAAAACUACUAUUAAAAUAUCAAGGCGUGCACUCAGACUCCGCCAGCGACGGCACCAUGAGAGCAUUGGCGUCUGCAGCCAAGCUGGUGCCUUACGACAGCGCACUCUUCGUGGUCACCGAUAAAGGUCCUGGAGACCUGCAGAGGCUGCCGCUGGCGCUGAGGACUUUGGUCGAGAAGCGGCUUAAGGUCUACACCAUCUGGACUGAUCCUUCACAUCCUUCGUCGGAGUCAGAGAGAGCCCUUGAAGGUCUGAGGAGUAUAUCACAGCAUACAGAAGGUGAAGUGCUUCCUUACUCCAUUCAAGUCAUGGACGUCGACGGAGCCAGUAACUUCGCGUCAGAGUCGGAAAUGCACUGGCAACCGCUUGUGAUGAGCAGGCAGGGGAGAGUUAACAACGACUUCGAAGAUAGAUUUGAUACGUUGUUGGUACGCCGCGGCGGUGGCGAGGCGAUAUCCCUGGGCCUUCCAGUGGAGACAGGAGUGACUGCACUCAGGAUAUACAUCGAGGGGGCUGUGGAGCACGCUGUGCUGUACCCGCCUAAUGACGCCCCGCAAAUAGACCUGUACAACUCCUCAUCAGUGGAGGCGUUCUCACCAGCGUCCAGGACUGAGGGUCUGACUCCGAGGGACGUGUACCUUCUGUUCCCAGGCACCACGUUCGACGAGGACUCACUCUCAGUGAUACCGGCCAAUCCGAAGAACGAAGAGACGCACUCCGGUCUGGUCGGAGUGUGGCACUUCAGCGUUCGCUGUGACACGUGCGAUUACCGGCUCUGCAUCACCGCGCGGGGGCAGAUCCACCUGGACGUGGCCUCCAAUGGUGCAGAUGCUUUGAAGCUCCGAGUGACCGGUCCAGUGGCGAGCGUGAGGGAGUCACUGCUUGUGGACGAAUAUGGCACCGAGCUGGCCAAAUUAUCCUUCAGUUACCAGCCACUAGCCGGUGAAGGCCAGAGCGACAGAAUCGACCCGUCCACAGAGCUGGUGGCAGACGUCGAGCUUCCACCAGUCAAGGGCUCCAAGGUCUACGUCAAGAUCUUCGGAAGGGACUAUAGAGGAGAACCCUUCAUCCGUCUAUUCGGCCCGUUGCAGCAGCCAGAGGUCAGGCUAGGGAGAUCAGCCUCCGUAGUCUUCCAAGACUCCACUAACGACCUGGAGAGAGUCGAGGAGGAGAACUCCAAGGUCUACUUCCAGAGGUUGAAUGACAGUGAAAUGAUGAGCAGAGCUGUUGCACAGGUGGUGAACCAGCGAGGAGUCAUCCUUACCGCCGUCCAGAUCGGUUUGAGCACUAGGCUCUAUGGAUCACCAGGAGAUAGGCUUCAGUUGAAUUUCGAAGUCACGAACAACAGGGAGCAAUCAGUACGGUUCACAUUCGGCGCAGUCGGUGAAUUGAGAUUCCUAACCGGGAUCAGUCCAUAUUCGCAAACAAUAUUAUCAGGUCAAACUGUCAACGUGGUCGUAACAGCUACCAUACCGACCACCGCUCAACCAGGCGUACGAGACCUGGUCACCUUCACCGCUUAUGCCCCGAACUCCGAACAAGUCUCCAUCUCAGCAUACAUCUACGUGGUGGCAUCAGACAACGUCGUGCGAGACACUUGGGCGCCUGAAGUCAGACACAACUUCCAAGGCAGCUGCAUUGGAAGGAUGGGGGAUGACUGCUCGCAGCAUGCGUGGUCUGCUGUUGUCGUUGUUAGAGAUUCAGGAGCAGGCCUUCUCCGCAUCACAUCGUCACCAGCCGGGUUGACCUACAACAAUGACUUCAUCUCCGGCACCAGGGACGAGGUGGUGGCUUCGUAUAGAGCCACGUGCUGCGCUCCGAGGAUGCUGGUCAAUGCUGUGGACGCCUACGGGAAUACUAAUAGCUAUGUCGUCGACAUAUCCAAUUAUUAUACGGAAGCCAUGAUAGCUGCCAUUGUCCUGGGAGUCAUUCUAGCAAUAGCCCUCAUAGCUCUGAUCAUCUUCUUGAUAUGUCUAUGCGUGAGGAGAAGGAAGGAGUCGAGAGAACUACCCUCGUUCAGUACAUCGAGGAAUGUUAGUUAGGUAAAAUAUAUUAUAGCGCCAUCUAGUAGCGGACGGUGGCACUAAAUAAUAACUUUUACUAUAAAAUUUUGUGAGUAUGCAAUGCCAUGUUAUUUAUAAUUGCAAAAUUUAUAAAAAAUUAUAAUCUAACAAAGGAGAUAUUUCUUUGAAAUAUGUAUACUAACGCCAUCUAGCGUGCACACGGAAAACAACUUCAUUCGUACAUAGAAACGUUUGCAAGAUUUUUUUUUUUAUUUUAUAUUAGUAAUUCCUUUCACUAUGUAUUUAUGGAAUGUUGAACAACAAAGUGCUGCAAUCUGUCGCUCCGAACGAAAACCACGACAUGACGUCAUAAAAAUGUAAACAAAAAUGUGAUUUUUAAAUAUUUUAAUGUUACCCUUAGUUUUUAAUUAGUUUUAAGACCAUAAAUUAUAAGUUAAGUAUGAGGCAACUAACUUAAAUAUUUAAUAAGAAAAAAUAUUUUAACACGCAAAUCAUUAUUUCAAAAGAACGAAUUGAAAUUUUGAAAGUAUAACCACACCUUUAGAAUUUUGGUAAUAUUGUAUUAUUUACAAUUUAUUACACUACUGGCACCGUACCUGAUCUAUGUACCGAGUUCUUGGUUCUAUUUCCAGGCCAAAACUAUUUAAAAAAAAAUACACACAAAAUUAUUGUUUGAAAUUUCUAGACAUCAUGAUAAGUUUAAAUUAAAAUGUGGAAAAUAUGUGAAAAAAUUAUGAAAGAAAAGUGGAGGUAACAAAAAUUUUAUGUGAUGUUAUAAUUAUAAUUUUUCGCCAUUUUUAAGUUACACUGUGGGUCGUAAUUUGUAUUUAAAUUAUUUGUUGUUUCUAUUCCCAAACUUAUUUAUAAUAAUAAAAAAAAAUACUUAGUCCUUUGCCUUCUCCUUAAGGAGUAAAUAAAACCAAAAAAAAAAGUAGUUAGUAUCAAAAUUCACAAGAUUAAAAAUAUUAAAUUGACAUAUCAAAGUGGCUUCACUCGCAUGAAAAAGCAUUUUUGAGAUAAAAGUCCCGCUGUAUAUUAUCCCGGGAUAAAAAGCAGCCUAUCGCAUCAUUAAAGCUAAAGUGACCUAACUCAUUAUUUACAUGUUUUCUUAUUUUGUUAAAAAAGAACCUUUCAAAGCAUGCUCUAUAACCCUAUGACGAAAAAAAGACAAAUUUAUAGAAUAGAAACAGAUUCUCACUUCCGAUGACCGCCCAAUUCACUGCCUUCUAUAUUGUUUUCAAAUCUUUUUUAUUGGUUUCCUUCAAAUCGUCAUUUUUGAUUUAGAUCACCUUGUUCUAAGAUUGUGAUAUGUCCUUCCCAAACUAUCUUCAUACCAAAUAUCAUCGAAAUCGAUUAGGUAGUUUGGAGUUUAUCGCGUCCAGAGAGACAUACUCAGCGGGAGACUUUCUUUUGUAAUAUCUAACUAACAGGAAUUUAAAUAUAAAAUAUGGAGGGAAGCUAGUUGUGGUAUAAUAGAACCUGAUACUUGCUAGUGAAAUAUUUAGAUUGUUUUUACAUUUAAAAAAACUAUAAUAAUCAAACAUAGUUGCGUACCUGCCAACAGCAGGAAAAGGCAUGAGCAUUGACUUAUAUUGUAUAGACACAAACAUCCAUAUAAACUAUUUGUUCAAAAUCUGAACUAAAAUGACAACCACAAGCCCAAGUCAGUUUGAAUGGAUUGCAGUUCAAUUCAGCUGAACACUGAAUGUUCGAAACGCCAAAUUUAGUACGUAGUACAUAAUAUAAUACAUUGAUUGGCAUGAGUUUAUUUUUUCACACUAUACGACAAUAAAAGUUAAAUUAACUUAUAAUUCAAAUUACACUUUACGAACCAUCAAAUAUUUUUUUAUCAUAAUUAAGUAUUUAUUAGAUUGUAAAAUAACAGUAAUUAUAGAUUUUACAGUUGACAGUUUGAAUUUAGAUUUAAAUUACUGUAAAUGCUAGUUUAUAUACCCUCGACAUAGUAAAGAAGUAAUAUUUCCAAAACCCUUGGUGAUUGAGCUGAUAAAAUAACAGAGCUCUAAGUCCAUAAGCAUGAUAGUAAAUAUUUUUAUCAGACUGAAUUGAGGAUUAGAGUGGUGUAGGGGGGAUGGGAGGAAAAAAGCAACCAUAACCCACUAUUAUCAAAAAUCUCAAAACAAAUCAAAAUAGCGAUAAAUACGAAAAGUACCAAAUUACGUUCCGGUUCACGCAUACGCGACUGUUUUCGUAGGAAAUUGUAAAAUGUUUGAAAAUGUAUGAUAAAUAUUUAGCGGCAUUCCUGCAGCAAAACUCCUAUUUCCAGUAAAAGUUCAUAUCAUUUUCCUAGCAUUUCGAUUAUAGAAGCAAAAAUCAAUCAGAAUUUUCAAAAUUGAAACAGUAAUUAUAAUUGAGUGAUGAAGUGGUCAAAUAAUAGUCGUGACUGGAUUUUUUUCAUCAUAAAAAUUACUCAAUAGUCGCUUGAAGUCUGAAAGUAGGUAUUAUGAUACCCCCAUGCCUAUGAAAGUACGUAAAGGUGUUUGUCUUGCAUCUGAUCUUUCUCUGAUUCUGUUGAAUUGCCGUAUCACCAGACUAUGAGAUUGAAGGAAUAGAGAGUGCAACUGUGCACUAUGUACAUACCUCGAGCUUACCAGGUUAGUCUCGGUUGAAAUUGGCCGCCGUGGCCGAAAUUCGGCUAGGAGAAAAUCAUAUAAUUUUUAUUAAACAAAAAACUUUGAAACCUCAGUGAUAAUUGAUAAAGA
Messenger RNA from Manduca sexta (tobacco hornworm), 5671 nucleotides. RefSeq lists its product as uncharacterized. The record is from RefSeq and is a predicted model, not a curated record. NCBI's taxonomy places the organism in Eukaryota, Metazoa, Arthropoda, Insecta, Lepidoptera, Sphingidae. The transcript has 20 exons. Bases 162 to 2969 code for a protein of 935 amino acids.